AUGUCCCUUCUGGACUACUGGGAUACGAAACGUCCAUCUGUAAAGCGCCGCAGACUUUCACAGGAAGUUUUAACUCCAGAAUCAAAGUCUAUCCGCGACAGCAGGAAGGGAACCGCGGACUUACCCUCAGACGAAACGCCGAAGGCCAAAGACGAGGACACGAAAACGACACCUGCCGAGUUCGCCGACGACGUAUCCUUGAAGAAUGAUGAAGAUGCCGUCCCUAAUAGCCAAACAGAGCUCGAGUCCGCUCUUCCCACCGUCGAAACCGAUACCCACGCGAUAGAAGAAUACGAGUCUUCGCAACGAGCGAAGGAAGAUGAGGAAGAGGAAUUGUCCUUACAGGAGCGGAUGCGGGACGGGAAAUGGCGCAAGGGAAAGAGCUCGAUAUACGUGGAUGCAUUCAAUCUUGCGCUGGAUACUGUUCUAGCCGAGGAGGCGCAUCUGUUCAAUGAAGCGGAGAAGGAGAUAUUCCAGCAUUGGAGGGGGCUGCCGUAUGAGUCGCAGUACUUAUACGUCCGUUUGUUCCUCCGCAAGACCUCCGCAUGGCAUCGUGUUGGUAGACUAGGUUACUACUCGGACAUUGCCGACAUCCCGCAAGUAGUAGCAGACCUGCAGAAGACUAGAGCAUUGUCUACCCCUCUGUCUACUGAUGAAGAAGACGACGCAUCCGAUGCCUCAUCAGCAACUGAAUCUGGCUCAAGUGGCGGGUUCCGCUUCGCAGACACCAUUGAUCGGAUUACUACUGUGGAAGAGGCGUCUUCCUUGCUUCUGCUAGACGAAUUGAAGGCCCUUGCAAGAGAGGCCAAGAUACAAGGGAAAAGCAAGCAAGAUCUCAUCACAGCAUUGCGCGAGACAAGCCAGAAGCAGACUGGAUUGGGAUGGAACAGCACUGCCCACUCAUCAGGCGCCAACCGGAAAGUGCAUUUUCUAAACAAGAUCCUGGAAUACACAGGUGACUGUGUUAGACUUGCAUCUGACCCCUGUGCACUGUUUGAGCGUGUUCAUUUGGUGUUUUAUAGGUCGACAGAGUGGACGGAGAAAUCACUGACCACCAUUAUUCUUGCGAAGAUCUCUCGCAGGAACUUUCCCGAGUAUGUCGUCUGUCGCUCUAGCUCGAUCUUUCCGUCAAGGGAGAUCUUGCUAGAAUUUGAAUCUGCACUCCGCACUCAGUUCAGAAUCGACAAUGUGCUCGAGUUUAGCGGGACACCUACGAGAGAGCGAUUAGAAGAGAUAAAAUAUCUCGCAUACAAGGUCUAUCCACGUUGGAGGGCCCUCCUCGAGCAAGAGCAACAAAAGGAGGAUACAAUCUAUGAAUCUGGAGAAGGAGCAUACCUACGGCGCUUCUCACCGGCUUGGGUAUAUACUCGAAUCCUACACAAGGGGCUUUAUCCACUUGGCCGAUUUAAAGAGCACAAAGAAGAACACAGGAUUCUAUCCGAACUACUUGCCCAGCGGCUAUUUCAUCCCGCGCGGCGCGGCGCUUGGUAUCAACGCAAGGCCUUAGUAGAAGAACACUACAUGUGGGCUUUGAUGCCCUCGGAGGAACGCAGCGAAGAAGCACAAAAGAAGUACUGGAGACGCAUUGCGUUGCGUACAUGCGAAGAAGGCCUCGAAGACCCGUCAUGCCACCUGAUCUACCACUACGACCUCCAAAAGCGCAUCCGCAAACUCGAGAAGGCACUCAAGGUUGUGAAGCGAGAACAGCACGACUUUGGACAUGUCACACUUACCAAGCCCGAAGAACGCACCGUCGAGGGAAUCCGUAUUGAGCGCGAGGAGUCACCCGUCCGAAACGGUCCCGUCAACAACGAUGAUACCCCGACGCCCAAACGCAGCGGUCCCACCAUCUGGCUCGACGAGCGUGAAGAUGGAGCCGAGUGUCGAGUCGAAGACAUGUGUCUGAGCUGGUAUCGUGACCAGGGCUGGAAAGGGUACCACUCCGAGGGUGGAAUUAUUCGUACCCUGUUCGGCUACCUCUUCUACGACAUCCUCUUCACCUACGUCCCGAACGUCUUCCAAACAAUCUUCCAAACCUGCCCGCUGGACCUGCACACAGACGCCUUCUACCCAUCCCGCGCCUCGGAGAUAAACCACCGCCUCGUCCAAAUCACAAACGGCGAAGCGCCCGACCUGAUUCGCACCAUCCACACGCAACACGCCGCGCGGCAGCCCUGCGCCAUCGGCAUCGAUUGGUCCUUCGAGCUAGACGACCUGCUCGAGAUUGCGACGUGUUUCUCCGGCGAAGCCCUCGCGACCAUAUGCAAGAUCAUGGCGCAGGAGUAUCAGGCGCGUGGUGGUGGAGUGCCGGAUUUGUUGCUUUGGAGGACGGAUACGAGCGAGGUUUGCUUUGUUGAGGUUAAGAGUGAGAAUGAUCGGUUGAGUGAUACUCAGAGGCUGUGGAUUCAUGUGCUUUUGGGGGCUGGAGUGAAGGUUGAGCUUUGUAAUGCUGUUGCGAGGGAGGUUAGGGUUCGAUAG
Messenger RNA from Aspergillus calidoustus, 2478 nucleotides. Lineage: Eukaryota; Fungi; Ascomycota; Eurotiomycetes; Eurotiales; Aspergillaceae. The record is from the annotation of a GenBank genome assembly.